Molecule: messenger RNA, 427 nt
Organism: Meriones unguiculatus (Mongolian gerbil)
Lineage: Eukaryota; Metazoa; Chordata; Mammalia; Rodentia; Muridae
Product: cytochrome c oxidase subunit 7C, mitochondrial
Exons: 3
Coding region: 130-321 (63 amino acids)
Biological process (GO): mitochondrial electron transport, cytochrome c to oxygen
Source: RefSeq, a predicted model, not a curated record
CUUAGUUCCCAUCUUCCCUUUCGGUCUUCGCGCUCUGUAUUGCAAGGUCGUGGAGAAAGGAGUCUGAGGUAGAGCGCCAUUUCUUCCGCCUACCUUCUCUGCGCUCUUCGCUGAGCUUCCAGCAGCGUUAUGUUGGGUCAGAGUAUCCGGAGGUUCAGCACCUCCGUGAUCCGUCGCAGCCACUAUGAGGAGGGUCCGGGGAAGAAUUUGCCAUUUUCCAUUGAAAACAAGUGGCGGUUACUGGCUAUGAUGACUGUGUUCUUUGGGUCUGGAUUUGCUGCUCCCUUCUUUAUAGUAAGGCACCAGCUACUCAAAAAAUAAGGAUAUUUAAUCUAUCCUUCAACAGGAUGAAGAAUGUUUUAAGAGAUGCAAUCUGAAAAUUGGGUUGAACUCUUAUAUACAAUUGUAAAUAAAGUAAUGAAACAAA